GCAUUUGGUACACAUAAACAAACUCGUGCAAAAAAUAAUGUCUGAUUUUGAAGAAAUAUAAAUUUAUAACCACAGUCAUUAGUGGCACAAUGAUCCAAAAUUGAGUAUUUUGUAACUGUAGCCACAAACAAUUGUCAAAUGUCAAAACUUUAAGUUGUUUGAUGUGAAAAAUGCCCCCAAAGUUCAAAUUUUCCGAAGGUGAGAAAGUUUUGUGCUUUCACGGCCCCUUAAUAUACGAAGCGAAAUGUUUGAAAUCGACCAUAACCAAGGAUAAACAAGUGAAAUAUUUUAUCCACUAUGCUGGUUGGAAUAAAAAUUGGGACGAAUGGGUGCCCGAAAGCCGGGUCCUCAAGUACAAUGAAGCCAAUGUUGCAAGACAAAAGGAAGUCCAAAAAGCCCACUCCACUCAACCUAGUAAAACGAAAAAAGCUAAAAAGAAUAAAGCUGAGGCAACGAAAGAGAUUGAUUCGAGGUCAAGUACCCCAAAUAACGAAUUGGUUAAAGGAGGGAAGAGCAAAAUAAGUACUCCUUCAAGUGGUCAAGAUUCAGGUUCGGACGUCCCUCGGAAGAAAAGGGGGCGACUGGACCCCUCAGUUGAGUCAGAAGAGCAGUUUUUGAAUAAAGUUGAAAUCAAGGUUAAAAUCCCUGAUGAAUUAAAACCCUGGUUGGUGGAUGAUUGGGACAUAAUCACCAGACAACGGAAAUUAGCGAAUUUGCCAGCGAAAGUCACUGUUGAGCAAAUUCUGGACAAUUAUCUCACCUACAAGAAAUCAAUCAAGUCGAAUAAUUCGAGUAAAGAGUCGGCCACUAUUGAAAUUGUUAAAGGAAUCAAAGAAUACUUUAAUGUGAUGUUAGGGACGCAACUCUUGUACAAAUUCGAGAGGCCCCAAUACGCCGACAUUUUACAAAACUACCCCGACAAACCCAUGUCUGAGAUCUACGGCGCCACUCAUUUACUCCGACUUUUCGUCAAGUUGGGGGCCAUGUUGGCCUACACCCCCCUCGACGAACGCAGCAUCCAACUCUUGCUCCAAAACAUCCAAGACUUUCUAAAAUAUCUCGUCAAAAACAGUGCCCAAUUGUUCAGUUUGCAAGACUACGGAAACGCCACACCCGAAUACCAUCGCAAAGCCCUUUAAUUAUUAGUCAUUUUAUUAAAAACAUUGGAAAAGCAA
Tribolium madens (black flour beetle) is the source of this 1175-nucleotide messenger RNA. It is a transcript of the gene MRG15, whose product is annotated as mortality factor 4-like protein 1. Lineage: Eukaryota; Metazoa; Arthropoda; Insecta; Coleoptera; Tenebrionidae. The record is from RefSeq and is a predicted model, not a curated record. Gene Ontology annotation, biological process: regulation of DNA-templated transcription; chromatin organization. The transcript is spliced from 3 exons. The coding region runs from base 171 to 1139 and encodes 322 amino acids. Gene Ontology annotation, cellular component: nucleus; NuA4 histone acetyltransferase complex.